Messenger RNA from Brassica napus (rape), 1363 nucleotides. Its product is annotated as protein RALF-like 24. The record is from RefSeq and is a predicted model, not a curated record. The coding region runs from base 42 to 497 and encodes 151 amino acids. The transcript has a single exon. NCBI's taxonomy places the organism in Eukaryota, Viridiplantae, Streptophyta, Magnoliopsida, Brassicales, Brassicaceae.
UAAUUAAAUACUUGACGUUACAGUUCAGAGUUCAGACUUAGAUGCUACCUAUAUCUCAACCGACCGGUUUAACCACAAGAGCUAGCUACUUGGGAGUUGUAACGCAGCGCUCACCACAUCUACCAAAACUUUCCCACACCGACAUGUCGAGAUCCUUAGCUCUCGUUUACUUAUCCAUACUUUUCCUUCAGACCCUUCUCUCGAUCGCCGUCGAGGCUACAGUUUCGUCGGUCACUAAAGAAGUCGACGCAAUGCUCGACCGGAACGGCGUAAUCGGGGAAGAAGGAGAGGAGAUGAUGCCAUCGGAGAUAAGUCGGAGAGUAAUGAUGAUGCGGAAACAGUACAUAAGCUACGGAACUCUAAAGAGAGACAUGGUUCCUUGUCAGAAACCUGGUGCUUCCUACUACGCUUGUCGCUCAGGACAAGCCAAUUCUUACAGCCGAGGAUGCAACGUCAUUACAAGGUGUGCUAGAGACACUAGCGACAUCAAGACCUGAAAACAUUUUUUUCCGCUUAUCUAUAAAAUGCGGUUCUUGAUUAUGAGUUUGAUAUGGUCUCUCUAAGGCUGAGCAAGGCAAGUUUAAUAGUAUCUCUUUUGUAAUGUUGUUGUUUACAGCAGAAGGGUUAUAUAGUUUUUAUGUAAUCAAUGGUGAAAUAACUGACUAGAAUUGUUAAGUGGAUUGAUAGAUGGAAAGAUCGAUAAAGUUGAAGUUCUUAAAGCUUGUUUUAGGGGUUCAUGGACCAAAGUCAGAAAUUUCUGGCAGGGUCUGUGAAUAAUUAAAAUGAUUCUUGUGGGAGAAUUAAAUUUCUAGAUUGAAUUGAGAUCUUUGUUGACUGGAGACGACUAGCAAUUGAUAUGAAUGCAUAUGCUGCAAAAUAAUUUGUAAAUAAUUUGUUUUCUCUCUUUGAAUUAGAAAGCUUGGUUUGGUCGUUCUUGCCAAGUUCAAGAACCUGACUAUUAGGUUCUCUCCAUCAAACUUAAUAGAGUUUCAGCUGAGUCUUGAGUUUAUAAUUAUGGAUGUUUUUUUGGAUGAUGUUUAAAAGUUUUCAAUAGUUUUAUGAGAUUUUGAUAACUCUUGAAUCAUUUUUAAAAAAAAUUAUAAACAAUCAAAAAUAAGCCUAACCAUAGUGUAAAACAUAAUUAAAUUAUCUUGAGAUUAUAUAAAAUUAAAAAAGGAAAAACAAAACAAAACAUAAAACAGCCUCUCAAAACCAAAGAACAACAACCCCUUAUUGAUACCAAUAUUUGAUCAACUUCAUAAGAAGACCAAUAUCUCAUAUUUCCCCAACCAGACCAGACCCGAACCAACUCAAACAAUUGCCAUUUGGAUUAUAACCAAAUGGUAAAAUCAUAAAACCAUAC